AUGAGUCGGGCCCUCGCCUUGUGCCUGCUGACCGCAGCCUGCAGCGUGGCGCCCACGCUGGGGCGCGUCAGCCGCGUGCUGGGGGGUGAGCCGGUGGACAUCUCGCAGGUCCCAUGGCAGGUCUCCGUGGAGUUCAUAGAGGCGCACAAAUGCGGCGGCUCCAUUGUCAGCCCUAGAUUUGUCAUGUCGACUGCGUGGUGCAUCGUAGGCGCCGCCGAACCAAUCUAUUACGUGCUGCGGGUGGGUACGUCAACUCGCGAGAGUGGCGGCGCCACGUACACCGUCUCCGAUAUGUUUUGGCACGAGGAUUUCGACUAUGUUACGACAGACAGAGACAUUGGUUUCUUCGAGAUCUCAGACUACCUGGAGCAGUUGCACGCCGUCAACACGACUAUCAUCGACCGCAACUCGUGCAACGACACCUACGAAGGCCUCAUAACGGAGAACAUGAUCUGCGCUGUGGCUGAUAAGUUUGCAGAGGCGCAGAUAACCGAUAAGACGGGCGACACUGAACAAGACGAGCGCCAGUGCUGGGAACAGCCAAGCGCAGCCAUGUUGAAGGCAGCCUUAGCCCUAUAUCUGCUAUGUGCAGUCUGCUGUGCUGCGCCUUCCACGGCGUCUCGCAGGCUUCUUACACUCGAGGUCGAUGAUCGGAUUUUAGGAGGUGAGGUCGCGAACAUCUCCGACUACCCGUGGAUGGUCUCAGUAGAGUACUUGGAGGCUCACCGCUGUGGCGGCACCAUCGUCAGCUCCAACUGGGUGAUGACUGUUGCUUCGUGCAUCUGUGGCACCACCCCCAGCAACUUUGCCCUGCGGGUCGGCACUUCAACGCGCGGGAGCGCCUGCAGCGUGGCGCCCACACUGGGGCGCGUCAGCCGCGUGCUGGGGGGUGAGCCGGUGGACAUCUCGCAGGUCCCAUGGCAGGUCUCCGUGGAGUACGUGGAGGCGCACUACUGCGGCGGCUCCAUCGUCAGCCCCAGAUACGUCAUGACGACUGCGUGGUGCAUUUCUGGCGCCGAACCAAUCUAUUACGUGCUGCGGGUGGGUACGUCAACUCGUGAGAGUGGCGGCGCCACCUACACCGCUUCCGAUAUGUUUUGGCACGAGGAUUUCGAUUAUGUUACGACAGACAGAGACAUUGGUUUCUUCGAGAUCUCAGGUUCCAUCUCGUUUGAUGACAACGUUCAGGCCAUUCCUCUGGCGACUGAGGAGCUCGAGGCAGGCACUUCCGUGACGGUGAGUGGCUGGGGAAGCCUUCAACCCGGGGCAGACUACCCGGAGCAGCUGCACGCCGUCAACACGACUAUCAUCGACCGCUCUUCGUGCAACGACACCUACGAAGGCCUCAUUACGGAGAACAUGAUCUGCGCUGGUGAGCCUGAAGGUGGCAAAGACUCUUGCAACGGUGACAAAGGUGGUCCUCUGGUUGCGAACUCCACGCAGUACGGUAUCAUUUCGUGGGGGUACGGUUGUUUUUACCCACCAUACCCAGGUGUCUACACCAACAUCGUUUCCCUGCGCUCUUGGAUUAAUGAAACAAUCGGCGUCUAA
Schistocerca serialis cubense is the source of this 1551-nucleotide messenger RNA. Its product is annotated as kallikrein-11-like. The transcript has 5 exons. Gene Ontology annotation, molecular function: serine-type endopeptidase activity. The record is from RefSeq and is a predicted model, not a curated record. NCBI's taxonomy places the organism in Eukaryota, Metazoa, Arthropoda, Insecta, Orthoptera, Acrididae. The coding region runs from base 1 to 1551 and encodes 516 amino acids. Gene Ontology annotation, biological process: proteolysis.